Alnus glutinosa is the source of this 1265-nucleotide messenger RNA. Its product is annotated as tropinone reductase homolog At2g29150-like. The transcript has 5 exons. The coding region runs from base 251 to 1063 and encodes 270 amino acids. The record is from RefSeq and is a predicted model, not a curated record. Gene Ontology annotation, molecular function: oxidoreductase activity. NCBI's taxonomy places the organism in Eukaryota, Viridiplantae, Streptophyta, Magnoliopsida, Fagales, Betulaceae.
GGAUCUACAGAUUCACAAUAGGCCGGCAACUACUUAACCAUAAUGUUCCUCCGAGUUCCGACCAAUAAAGCUAUAUAUGUAAUCCACUGGGAGAAGCACAGUUGGCCGGCAACCCUGCAAUGAUUUUUGUUUUGCGUAAGCUCUACGUAACCGCUAAUGUUCUUCCCACAAAUAACGCCAUAAUUAUAUAUAAUCCGUUGGGAGAAGCACUGGUUUAGGUAUAUGAGCGGUGGCAACAAAGAGGGAUCAAAUGGCAGCUGCGGCAGAAAUUGGUAACAGAGAAAGCAGGUGGUCUCUUCAGGGAAUGACUGCCCUUGUCACUGGUGGAACUAAAGGAAUCGGGUAUGCAAUUGUGGAGGAAUUGGCAGGCCUGGGGGCAACUAUUCAUACAUGCUGUCGAAAUGAGGCGCAGCUUAAUGAAUGCUUACAUGAAUGGAAGGCAAAGGGAUUUCGAGUCACUGGUUCAAUCUGCGAUGUUGGGUCUCGAACCCAACGAGAGGAACUAAUUAGCACCGUUUCUUCUCUAUUUAAUGGCAAACUCAACAUCCUUAUAAACAAUGUGGGAACCAACAUAAUAAAAACGACCUUAGAGUACACAGCUGAAGAUUUCUCAUUCCUCAUGUCUGUCAAUCUUGAAUCUGCUUAUCACAUGUCCCAACUUGCUUAUCCUCUUCUGAGAGCUUCGGGAGCAGGAAGCAUUGUUUUCGUUUCUUCUGUUGCCAGUGUAGUAUCAGGAAAUGCUGGAACGAGUAUAUACGGUGCAACUAAAGGAGCGAUGAAUCAGCUAGCAAGAAGUUUGGCAUGUGAGUGGGCGAAAGAUAACAUAAGGAGUAACUCAAUUGCACCUUGGGUGAUCAGAACCCCACUACUUGAAAUGUUUCUGGGCGGUAAUGAAAAACUUUUGGAGGCUGUUGUCUCUAGAACUCCUCUUGGACGUGUUGGAGAGCCAAAGGAGGUUUCUUCCAUGGUGGCAUUCCUAUGCCUGCCUGCAGCUUCUUACAUAACUGGUCAGACUAUUUGCGUUGAUGGCGGACUUACAGUAAAUGGCUUCUCAUUGCCCUGAGCAUGCUUGGAAACAGCAGAAAAUGAUGUUCAGCCACUCCACUGGAAUGUGUUCUUAUUGGUACAACAUUUGUAUCGAGUCGAGGGAUGUCUAUAAAGACUAUAAUCCACUUUAUUUUCAAGAUCAAAAGGAAUAAGUCUAGCUUGUAAAACUUAAUUACACAACAAAAAAAUUUCAUAUAUGCACAUCUCUUUUGUCUUUC